Messenger RNA from Tuber aestivum (summer truffle), 695 nucleotides. The record is from the annotation of a GenBank genome assembly. NCBI's taxonomy places the organism in Eukaryota, Fungi, Ascomycota, Pezizomycetes, Pezizales, Tuberaceae.
GUAGAAAUCAUAUCUGUUUUAGUUGCCCCUCAGUUUCCAGGUACCCAGGAGAGUACGGCAUUACCCAAAUUUGCAUUUAUAUACUUUCCUACAGCAAUAUUCAUUUCAUUUUAUAUUUUUGCCUACUUCUAUUCCUACUAUUACUUUCCCAUCACCACAUCUCCCCAAACAAAUUCGAGUCUAAUGUCAUUGACUCAGAAGAUCAUGCUCCAGCAAUCUAUACCCUAGGGUCUCUCUGGGUUCUUCUAAAGAAACUCGAAUUCCUUUGCUUUACAAUAUGGUUGUGUUUUCUCGUAACAAUGAUAUUCCUAGUCUACACCUAAGUAAUUCUUUCAGUCCAUCCAGAGGAUAUGUCCUCUCGGAUGUUCAAACCGGAAAUAUUCAUCCCCAUCAGGUUUAUGCUCUGGAACUUGAAUGAUUUAUCUGGACAAGUAGUCUGUGCAUAGCAGAGGUUCACUUGUAACAGACUGAAGCUUCUUGCAUUGGUCUCCAUAGCCCAGUUAGUAUAUGUCUCUUUGUAUACAAUGUGUAACAUCAAGGUCCAUGGGGCCGUGAUCUCGAGCAACCUCUUUUACUAGCUUGUUCAGUUCAUAUUCAAGAUGUCUAACAGGUGGGUUGGGAGUAAUGUCAUGAUGUUAACACCUAGAUGGGUUGGUGAUGAUGAGAAAGAGACUAGUAGUGGUUUUAUGGAUAUU